UCCAAGACAGAUGCUCCUGAUGUCUCUGCCCUUAAUGUGAUGUAUAGCAGCCUAAAUUCUCCUUCAGCACUGACUGGUUGGAAAUCGGGUGGGGGCGACCCUUGUGGCGAAUCAUGGAAAGGAAUCAAAUGCUCUGGAUCAUCAGUGACUGAAAUAAAAUUGUCAGAUCUAGGCCUCACUGGAUCAAUCGGCUACCAGCUAUCAAGCUUGAAAUCUGUGACCUACUUUGAUUUGAGCAAGAACAACCUCCGUGGUGACAUACCGUAUCAACUUCCUCCAAAUGCACUUCACAUUGACCUUUCUUCCAAUGCAUUCACUGGAAAUGUUCCUUAUUCGAUUUCUCAGAUGACUGAUCUCAAGUACCUAAAUCUGGGCCACAAUCAGGUCAAGGGACAGUUAAGCGAUAUGUUUGGAAAACUCCCCAAGCUCGCCACUCUGGAUCUAUCUUACAACUCAUUGUCAGGGAAUCUGCCUCAGAGUUUUGGAUCACUGUCAAGUCUUACAAAAUUGCAUUUGCAAAACAAUCAGUUCACAGGUCCUAUAAAUGUCCUUACAGACCUUCCCCUCAAUGAUCUGAAUGUGGCGAAUAACCAAUUCACUGGCUGGGUCCCAAAUGCAUUGAAGGAUAUUGAUAACAUUGAGACUGAAGGAAAUUCUUGGUCCUCUGGUCCGUCACCUCCAGGUGCUUCUCGUGCUAAGAAAAGCUCAAAAGAAGGUGAUGGCAAGUCUGGUGUGAGUGGACUAGCUAUAGCUGGAAUUGUUAUGGGUGUGUUAGUGGUGCUGGCAGUUUUAAUUGCUCUAUUUUCCAAGAGAUCUUCUUCACCAUCCUCACAUUUCCUCGAUGAAGAGAGGGCUAGCCAACGCAGAGCAUUUACCCCCCUUUCAUCACGAGAACUGACCCAUGAUCUGCGUGCUGAAACGCGUAAAAGUUUUAGAGUGUUGGAUGUGGAUCGUAAGUCAGUGGAAUCAUCGGCUUCCAUUGAUGUAAAGGCUUUGGAGAAAUCACCUUCAAUUGGAUUUCGUUCUCCACUUCAUAACCGCAUGGAGUCCCUCAAGGAUAAUGAAUUUGCAAGCCGCUUGAAUGCAAGAAGAAGCACUUCAUUUCGCGCUACGGCCUAUAAUUUGGCCGAUUUGCAGAGUGCAACUGGUAAUUUUGCAACAGGCAGACUUAUUGGUGAGGGAUCUGUUGGACGCGUUUAUAGGGCGAAGUAUGCAGAUGGGAAGGUUUUGGCUGUUAAAAAGAUUGAUUCUUCACUUUUCCAAGGCAGGAGGACCGAUGAAUUUUCAGAAAUCGUUGCAAAAAUCUCGAUGCUUCACCAUCCAAACAUUGCAGAACUUGUUGGUUAUUGUUCUGAGCAGCGGCAUAACAUGCUGGUCUAUGAAUAUUUUAGGAAUGGCUCCCUUCAUGAGUUUUUACACUUGUCAGAUGAUUACAGCAAACCAUUGACAUGGAAUACUAGAGUCAGAAUUGCUUUAGGCACAGCGCGAGCUGUAGAGUACCUCCAUGAGGUUUGCUCUCCCUCUGUAGUGCACAAGAACAUAAAAUCAUCUAAUAUAUUGCUGGACAUUGAACUUAAUCCACGAAUCACCGAUUGUGGAUUGGCUACCUUUCAUCAGCGGACAAGUCAAAAUCUUGGUGUCGGAUACAAUGCUCCAGAAUGUACAAAGCCCUCAGCUUAUACUCUGAAGAGUGAUGUUUACAGUUUUGGAGUUGUCAUGUUGGAGUUGCUGACUGGCCGAAUGCCUCUUGACAGUUCGAAACCAAGGUCAGAACAAUGUCUAGUGCGAUGGGCUACUCCACAGCUUCAUGACAUCGAUGCUUUAGGCAGAAUGGUGGAUCCAGCACUGCGUGGACUGUAUCCUCCCAAGUCAGUCUCCAGAUUUGCCGAUAUUAUUGCUCUCUGUGUUCAGUCGGAGCCCGAAUUCCGACCUCCCAUGUCAGAAGUGGUGGAGGCAUUAGUGCGAUUAGUUCAGCGCUCUAGUAUGAACAAGAGAGGGGAGAGUCCAGGUGCUUCUCGUCGUAUGGAUGAGUUCGACUAUUGA
This is a messenger RNA of Eucalyptus grandis, 2043 nucleotides long. RefSeq names its product protein STRUBBELIG-RECEPTOR FAMILY 5. The transcript is spliced from 16 exons. Gene Ontology annotation, molecular function: protein kinase activity; ATP binding; protein binding. Gene Ontology annotation, biological process: protein phosphorylation. NCBI's taxonomy places the organism in Eukaryota, Viridiplantae, Streptophyta, Magnoliopsida, Myrtales, Myrtaceae. The record is from RefSeq and is a predicted model, not a curated record. Bases 40 to 2043 code for a protein of 667 amino acids.